UACCAAGGCUACCGCAGCAUCGUCGGCAAGUGCCUGCUGGCCCACCGGAAGAUGGCGGAGGAGGUGAAGGCUGCCCGGACUGAAAGCGCCCGGCACCAAGAGGUGUGCCGGAAGCUGGAGGAGACGACGGUAGAGCUGGUUGUAGCACUGGGCCGGGUGAAUGAGCUGGUGGAGACCAACACGCGGCUGGACCGAGACCUCCAGGCCGCUCUGGAAAAAGUGGCGUCCUCGGAAGAUCAGCUGGAGCAGCAGGAGGAGGAACAGCUGGCGCUCACCCAGCGGCUGCAGGAGAAGGCGGACGCCAUCCAGAAGCUGCAGGACGAGGUCGCCAGGCUGGCACGGGAGAAGGAGCGGGCGCAGCAGGAGAGGGACAACGCCCAGCGCGACGCCCGGGAGGCCUCCGAUUGCCGGGAGUUUCUUGAAGAGGAGAACGAGGUUGCCCGCCGCCAGCUGAGCGAGACAGAAGAAGAGCUGAAGGCCAGCCUCGCCGCUCUGCGGGAACGAAGCGGCCAGCUGGAGGACCUCAAGGACGCCCGCCAGAAGCUCCAGCAGGAGCAGGAGUCCCUCCGCGCAGAGCUGGGCAGCGCCAGGGCCGAGCUGCAGGACGCCCAAGCGGGCCUGGAGGGGCUUUCCCGGGCCGUGGGGGAGUUGGGGGGUCUCCACACCCAGUUCCUGGAGGCCGCCGACAUUCUGCAGACGGCCAGGCCAGGCGAGGCAGCCGAAGUGGCCCCCCACAGCAGCACACGCACCCCGGCCCGGCACACCCCGUACCGCCCGGGGGUCUCCUUGGUGGAGAGCGUCCUUCGAGCUGCGUCCCAGAGAGCCCUAAAGACCCCCGGCCUCUGGAGCGAGACCACGGCCUUUAUGCGCGCAGCUCCGGCGCCCCCUCCCCAGCUCUCAGAGAUUAAAGACUCGCUGGCCGCUCACACCCAGGACCUGCGCCUGGCCGUGGAGCAGCUCCACCUCCUCGCCAAGGGUUGCCGAGAACACCUAGGAGAGCUGCGGGAGCAGAGUUUGCAGCUGGAGCAACAGCUGCAGACCUCGCAAACGCAGCACCAGGCAGAGAUGGACGCCGCCCAAGCCGCCCAAAUGAAGCUCAGGAAGGUGCUGCACAUGAAAAUCCAGAGCGAGAGGGAGCUGCAGGAGCUGCUGCGCCAGCAGGAGGGGGAGCAGUGCCAGCUGAGCGACCAGAAGAGGGAACUGGCGACCCUGCGGGAGGAGGUGGCCCAGCUGAAGCUGGAGCUCCAGAAGUCCGAGACGGCCGCCACCACUCUCUGGGAGGAAAUGAGUGGGAGCCAACGCCCCGACGCCCAGGAGAAGAUCUGGCUGCGGCAGGAGGUUGGGAAAUUAAGGGAGCUGCUUCUGCAGAAAGACAACGAGCACACAAAGGUCCUGACCGGCCACGUGAAGCAGGUGAGGGGCCUGGAGGAGCGGCUGUGCCAGGCCCAGCACCGGCUGCAGCGCCAGCAAAAGGUGGAGGCGGACCUGAAGCAG
Molecule: messenger RNA, 1494 nt
Organism: Notechis scutatus (mainland tiger snake)
Lineage: Eukaryota; Metazoa; Chordata; Lepidosauria; Squamata; Elapidae
Source: RefSeq, a predicted model, not a curated record